UCAUGGUUUGUGUGGGUUUUUUUUUCUCGUUCUCUUGUUUAGUUAAUCUCUGAAAAUGGUCCGCUACUCUCUUGACCCGGAAAACCCCACAAAAUCAUGCAAGGCAAGGGGUUCCAAUCUCAGAGUGCACUUUAAGAACACUCGUGAGACAGCUCAAGCUAUCAAGGGCAUGCACAUCCGUAAAGCCACUAAAUUCUUAAAAGAUGUCACCAUUAAGAAGCAGUGUGUUCCUUUCCGUCGCUACAAUGGUGGUGUUGGCAGAUGUGCCCAGGCCAAACAAUGGAACUGGACACAGGGACGUUGGCCUAAAAAGAGUGCAGACUUCCUCUUGCACAUGUUGAAAAAUGCAGAGAGCAACGCAGAGCUCAAGGGUUUGGAUGUUGAUUCUUUGGUCAUUGAGCACAUUCAGGUCAACAAGGCCCCCAAGAUGCGCAGGCGUACAUACCGUGCUCAUGGACGCAUCAACCCUUACAUGAGCUCACCAUGCCACAUCGAGAUGAUUUUAACAGAAAAGGAGCAGAUUGUCCCAAAACCUGAAGAGGAGUUGGCUCAAAAGAAAAAGAUCUCCCAGAAAAAACUGAAAAAGCAGAAGCUCAUGGCUCGGGAGUAAAGUUUCUCUGAUGUACAGAAAUAAACUAAAACACUCAAAACAUUA
Pelobates fuscus (common spadefoot toad) is the source of this 655-nucleotide messenger RNA. RefSeq names its product ribosomal protein L17 (gene RPL17). The transcript has 6 exons. Gene Ontology annotation, biological process: cytoplasmic translation. Gene Ontology annotation, molecular function: structural constituent of ribosome. The record is from RefSeq and is a predicted model, not a curated record. The coding region runs from base 56 to 610 and encodes 184 amino acids. Lineage: Eukaryota; Metazoa; Chordata; Amphibia; Anura; Pelobatidae. Gene Ontology annotation, cellular component: ribosome; cytosolic large ribosomal subunit.